GGAGGAGAGAGGAGGUGGCGGCGCUGUCACCGCCACGAGGAGGGCGCGCGGCUCAUCCCGGCGCCGCGGGGACUUGGCCGGUGCGGCCGCUGACAUCACGCGCUGGAGCUGCUGCAAAGGGGAGGCGGAAAAUGGAUUCUACGAGAAUGUUUUUCAGGGAACUUUUCAUAAAUCUUAAGGAUGAUAAACAAAGAAAAGAAAAGGAAUGAAGAGAGAAGGUCAAAUCAAAACCGUUGGCUCUCAGCUGAGAUUUGACCUCAGGAGGAGAGUCCUGGAGGUGAAGCUGUUUCGGAGAAGAGGAAGUAAAAGAAGGCUGUGUCUGUGUGACAGGAAAGCCACUUAACAAUGAAAAAAUUCACACUGUUCGAUUUUGUAAAUGAUAAUUCGCUGCAAAUUGGAGAGACUUCAUGGAUACAGGACCUUCCCAGUGAUGACAAUGAGCUAGAAAGGCUUCUGAAACCAAAUGAGCACGUUCUAGUAAACUGGCCUGUGGGAGAAAGAAAGACGGAAAAGCACCUGGUGAAAGUUGUGUACAUGAGUGAUGACCCCCAAGAGCUGGUGGAAAUUAUGCAAAAGAUAUUACAAGCGGAUGAAAUUACAAAAAUACAAGUCCUUGGAAAAGGCAAGAGGAAGAGGAUAGAAAUGAUAUUCUCAGAGAGUGAAGACAGUGACCUGGAUAAGCAACAGGGGAAAAUGAUGAAGCAUAUAAAAAGAAAGAAGUCAUUGCAGGCAUCUGCUCCUGCCAACAUCCUGAGUCAACUUGGAACGUCUUUAAUUAGCAAACAGAGAGAACCAUACUCAGGAAGCAACUUUCUGUACACUGAAAGUAGUAGUGAUGACGAAGAGCCUUUAUUUCAACUAUCCAAGGUAGAACUGUGUGCCAAAAUAAAAAGUCUCAAGAGGAAGCUGACAGAUACCAUGAGAGAAAACUGCCGCCUAAGGCAGUCCCUGGUGAUGCUUCAAGUGUUGCCACAGGCAGUCACCCAGUUUGAGGAACUGGUAGGGAUGGCUGAAGCACUGCUCAAAGGGGGGGUGACAUCAUCGACGUCCAGUCUGCAUUCACAUGCUGUAUGGAAAGCAUCUAACAACUCAUUAGCAGAUUCAUAUGCAGCUAUGCAUAGUAACUCCAACUCACCAAUAACUCUGAAUGUGGAAGAUGAGGAGCAACAGAACGAAAAACAGUUCAAGAUCGAAAAGUGGCAGAUUGCGCUUUGUAACAAGAGCAAACCUCAGAAGUUUAUAAAUGACUUGAUGCAAGCACUUUAUACACAUGAAUACAUGGCUACACACAGCCUGACAGGUGCAAAGUCCUCCUCCUCAAAGGAUAAAGCCGCGAAACCAGCUAUGAAUCAGAAUGAAGUUCAGGAAAUCAUAGGAAUCACAAAACAGUUGUUUCCAAACACAGAUGAUGCUUUAAUUAGGCGAAUGAUGGGACAAAAACUGAACAAUUGCACCAAGAAGCCAAUUUUAAGCAAAGAUCUUAACUCAGGUGCUUUUCAGAAGCAGAGCUUUUGCAGUGGUUCAGCAGCUGCUCCUCAGGGCAUCAUCUCUUCUGCUGUUCCUCCCAGCACACAAGACCAGCAGGAUGAUGAUUCACCAGCCGCUAAUGCACAAAUUCAGCAAAGCGACAGCCGUCUGCUUCCUCCACCUCCCACCGCACAAGGUCAGCAGGAGUGUUUCAAACUCAAAUCUUCUGAAGUGGAGCCUCAUCCCGACAGAAGUUCACCAGCGCCCUCUCCCAGCCAGGGUUCUGGACAAGAUCUCAGGAAUUCAGACAAAGAAUAACACGAGGUAUCUCAUACCAGUUCAGAUUCUCAAUGGAGAUUAAGGAUUAGUAUAAAAUAAGAAAAAUAAACAGAAAUAAUAUCUAAAUGGGUCUAGCAACAGUGGACAGAGAUGCUGCAAGCAGAAAAGAAGCCUGAGAACCAUUUUCUCAGACAAAUUAAAAUCCCACAGCACAGAAAAAAAAUUGAAGGCAUAUUAACAUCUUUGGCUUUAAGAUAUUAUUAAAUAUAUGCAUGUUAUACCGUAAUUAAAAAUAUAAACUUGUUCUGAAGAAUGUAAGAGUUCCCUUAGUUAGAAAACACAUUUGUUAAAGUAGUACCAAAAUAAUGUAUAAGAGGAACCUUCAUCUCCUUGCUUUCACCUUGACAGCUGAUGGAAAACCACUUUACCGAUCAGAGAAAGCUAUUGCAUAUUAAUACAAAAAGAUGUAGAGGUAUAAAAGAAAACAGAAAAAUUUCCUAGUGACGCAAAGACUAUGCCCAGCACAGGGUUAGAAAAAACAGGGCCACGUGAGCAGAGAAGAAUAUAACAAGUAUUUAAGGAUGCUGUUAACUUUAGAAUAAAAGAUUCUUGGAGUAAUGAAACCAUAGCUCUCAAUAUGUCUGCAAAAAAAGAAGCAGCUCAUUUUUAACCUCUGAAGUUUGGAAAGGCAACGAAAGAAACCAUGUUCCUUUUUAGCUCAGGGAAGACUCCUCCAGAAGAGCCUGUUUGGUUGGCUUCUCUCACAGGCCUUCUGCUGCUGGUACCUUGCUGGUCUGCUAGCGCUCACUCUUCUUCCUUGGACAUCAGGUCUAUAGUAUAAGGGCACCUGAUCCCUCCAGCUGGGAAAUGGAGGACAGUCUCUUGGAAGCAACUAGUAAAGGGCAGAGUUGCCAGCCUCUACCCUCUGUGUGUCAGUUUUGGUAUACGACCUCGUGCCUAACGGCUGGGCAGGUAGAGCAUUCCUCAUGGGACUACUACCAGGAAAAUCCCAGUAACUGGGCAGUUCCUCUUGAGAUCCAACACCUCUUGUCCAAGGAGCAGCUGGCAGUCACACACCCUGAGGGGGAUGAGGAGGGAAGAUACUUUUUUUCUUUGCUGACUGGUUCCAUAUUUAGAGAGUACUGGUAGCCCAGGAAGGAGAGAACACUUGGAUUAUAGCAUUUGGGCUCGAGUGUACUUCUCCUGAAACAAAGAGUUCUUUACCAAGAGGGUGGUCAAACAAUGGCUUCCUAGAGAGGUGAUCAAUGCCCCAAGCCUGUCCAUGUUUAAAAGGCAUUUGGACAAUGUCCUUAAUAAUAUACUUUAACUUAGUCAGCCCUCAUCUGGUCAGGCAGUUGGACUCAAUAAUCAUUGUAGGUCCCUUCCAACUGAAAUAGUCUAUACUAUUCUAUUCUAUUCUAUAAUUUAAUAUAUAUGGCAAACAAGCAACUAAGGAAUCAAGAUGAAAAAAAAACGGAAGCAUAAAGUUGAAGAAAUCUAGCUUGACUUGAGGAGGAUUUCUGCAGCUCAGGAGGUAUGAGGUAUGAGUUCUGGAAAUAAAUCAGAAAUGGGAUGAAUGCUGGGAAAAAAAUCUGAAGAUAAGUUUAGCAGCCAAAUGCUUCUCAAAGGUAGUGCUGCAAACCUAACUGUAUUAGAACAAUGCACUAAUAAAAUGCACUGUGGAGAAGACUUCUGUGUGGGCUGGGGUAUGAGUUAAGUGAUCUGCUAGCUUUUUUCAUCUCUCAUGUCUAUCAGUUCCUUGUAAAUAGGAUCAGGAUGAAAGCAGGUGUGAAAUACGACCGAAGUUCUAUCUCAUGUUAUUAACUACCAUCCAUCAAAUGUAACAGAAUGACGUUGCUAUUAUGUACAUUUUGUAUAUGUACCUAUAUGUACAGCAUAUAAGAAUGUAUAUAAUUAAUCAUAUUUUUGAAGUAACUUUGUAUCAAAUAAAAUGAAAUAUUACUA
Messenger RNA from Cuculus canorus (common cuckoo), 3711 nucleotides. RefSeq names its product BEN domain containing 6 (gene BEND6). The record is from RefSeq and is a predicted model, not a curated record. Gene Ontology annotation, molecular function: transcription corepressor activity; DNA binding. The coding region runs from base 346 to 1785 and encodes 479 amino acids. Gene Ontology annotation, biological process: negative regulation of Notch signaling pathway; positive regulation of neuron differentiation. Gene Ontology annotation, cellular component: nucleus. The transcript has 10 exons. Lineage: Eukaryota; Metazoa; Chordata; Aves; Cuculiformes; Cuculidae.